This is a messenger RNA of Fragaria vesca subsp. vesca, 2112 nucleotides long. Its product is annotated as TMV resistance protein N-like. The record is from RefSeq and is a predicted model, not a curated record. The transcript is spliced from 3 exons. Gene Ontology annotation, molecular function: protein binding; ADP binding. The coding region runs from base 1 to 1917 and encodes 638 amino acids. Lineage: Eukaryota; Viridiplantae; Streptophyta; Magnoliopsida; Rosales; Rosaceae. Gene Ontology annotation, biological process: defense response; signal transduction.
AUGGCUCUUGCACUUGUAACAACCACCUCCCCAAAUACUCGUCCAUCUGGUUAUCAUGUGUUCUUGAGUUUCAGGGGUGAAGAAACCCGCAAGACUUUUACGGACCACCUCUACACAGCCUUCAUCAGUUCAGGCUUUCGUACGUUUCGAGACGAAGAUGAACUUCCAAAGGGACAAGACAUCAAGCCAGAAAUUCGGAAAGCCAUCGAGCUGUCACGAAGCUCUGUUAUUGUGUUUUCAAAAGACUAUGCGUCUUCCCAGUGGUGCCUUGACGAGCUUGUGAUGAUCAUGGAACGCAAGAGGACCGCCGAUCACAUAGUUUUACCUGUCUUCUACGAUGUCGAUCCAUCGCAAGUGAGGAAGCAGACAGGAGAUCUUGCAAAAGCACUUGCUAGACACGAAAGAAUCCAAUCCUUGAAGAGCAAGGUGAAGCGAUGGAGGGAAGCACUUGCAGAAGUUGCCGAUCUAGCAGGAAUGGUCUUGCAAAAUGAAGCUGACGGGCACGAGUCUAAGUUUAUCGAGAAAAUUGUAAGGGUAAUGGAAGAUAAACUUAGGCGCAUUCCCUUAAGUGUUGAACCGCACCUAAUUGGGAUAGAUUCUCAAACCAGAGACAUCAAUUUAUGGUUAAGAGAUGGAUCAGCUGAUGUUGACAUACUUUUACUUCAUGGAAUGCGUGGAAUAGGAAAAUCAACCAUAGCGAAAUUUGUUUAUAACUCAAACUUCCAAAGAUUUGAGAGAUGCAGUUACCUUGAAAAUAUCAGAGAAGCUGCAGAACAACCGAAUGGCUUGCUUCGGCUACAAAAACAACUUCUUAAUGAUAUUUUGAGCGGAAGUAAAGUGAAAAUACACAAUAUUAGUGAAGGGAUAGCUAAGAUUGAAGAUGCCAUUAGCUCAAGAAGAGUUUUUCUUGUUCUUGAUGAUGUGGAUCAUGUGGACCAACUUGCUGCAUUACUGAGAAUGAAAAAUCGGUUUCAUCCAGGAAGUAAGAUCAUCAUAACAAGUAGCUGCGCCGGAUUGUUGGAAGCUCACUGCCAAUUUGCUAAGGUGCAUAUGGUUAGGAUUCUGGAUGAGGAUGAAGCAUUAGCGCUCUUUAGUUGGCAUGCUUUUGGACAGGACCAUCCCAUUGAAGGUUAUACUGAUCAUUCGAAAAGGGUAAUAGAUCAUUGUGGACGACUUCCACUAGCACUUAAAGUUUUAGGUGCUUCUUUAUCAGGAAAGAAUCUUGUUGUCUGGGAAAGCGCAUUGAACAAACUGGAAGUUAUUCCAAAUGGUGAAAUAAUGAAGAAACUCAAAAUAAGCUAUGAAUCGAUACAAGAUGAUCAUGACAAAGCUUUAUUCCUUCAUAUUGCAUGCUUCUUUAUUGGAAUGGAGAAAGCUGUCGUUCUCACCAUACUGGAUGCUUGUGAUUUCUUCACAGAGGUUGGCAUUGAAAAUAUCAUUGAUAGAUGUUUAGUAACUAUUGACAAAGAUUCUAAGUCGGUGCAAAUGCAUGACAUGAUUCGUGACAUGGGAAGGGAAAUUGUCCGCCUAGAAUCAAAGGAGCCAGAAAAACGUACUAGGGUUUGGCAUCAUAUGGAUUCGUUUCAAGUAUUGUCCCAAAAUAUUGGCACCCAGACAAUUGAAGGACUUGUUCUCAACAUGCAAAUGCACCCUGCUUCGAGAAAUUCAAGUAAGGUAGUAAUGGAAACCAAUGCGUUUACAAGGAUGCACAAUCUAAGACUCCUCCAGCUCAGUGAUGUGCAGCUCAGUGGACGCUACGGUGAAUUACCUGCAGGACUAAGAUGGUUUUCUUGGAGUAAAUUUCCUUUAGCUUCCUUACCCUCUGAUUUUCCGUUGGAGAGACUUGUUGCUCUUGAAAUGUGUUAUAGCAGUUUGAGACAACUUUGGAGGGGAAUAAAGGUAUGUAACUCAACCUAAACUUUUUUCCUGUUUGGUAAAUUAUUUACAAGUGAUUUAUAACUUUUGGAGUUCUUAUUUCCUUUACCUAUUAUCUCUCUGCAGUAUCUCCCAUCACUUAAAAUAUUAAAUCUCAGCCACUCUCAUGAGUUUACUGAAAUCCCUGAUUUUUCCUGUAUCCCUAAUCUAGACAGACUCAUUCUUGAAGAUUGUACA